Molecule: messenger RNA, 814 nt
Organism: Lactuca saligna
Lineage: Eukaryota; Viridiplantae; Streptophyta; Magnoliopsida; Asterales; Asteraceae
Source: the annotation of a GenBank genome assembly
CAAAUGAGCAUGGACUAGAGUAAGUAGAGUAGUAUAUAAAGGAAAUGGGAGAUGCACUUAUCUCCAACACAAUUGAUUUACACUUUACACCUACAAAAGUGUGUAUUUUAUUCGCACCCAUGGCAGCAGUCACCAGUUGUCUUCCUCUUUCAGCAACUAUUCUUCUUCUUCUUCUUUUCCUUUCCUCUACCUCCAUUGCUGUCCCGAUCUCAAGAACAAGAAACCUCAUGGAUGAACGAUCACUUGGACAUGACAAAGUUUCAGGCUAUAUCCCAUCGGUAAAGGAAAGUUGGGAGAUCAGUGAGAGCAAUAUUGAUAUAACCGAAAGAAUGAAUCUUGAAGUGAACGAUUAUCCAGGAUCUGGUGCAAACAACCGCCACACGCCAAGGCCAUAGCAAGGGACAAGAUCAUAUUGCAAACGACAUAUGAAACUAGAAGCAACAUAAAUAGAGUAGUAGCUACUAGAGUUUUAUUUAGUUAAUGAUACGUACGAGAAAAUCAGGCUAAGUAAACUACUACCUAACUACCUACAAGUAUACAAUUCAUGCUACGUAUACAUUUAUACGUUAUAUAUGUAUCUAGCUAGCUAGUACUACAAUGAUUCAAAAUAUAAGAAUCUAUACCAAUGUAUGUCACCAAGUUGUUGAGUGGUUGGAGUCUGAAUAUUGGUAGCAAUAUUAGAUAAUGAUUGCGGUUUUACUUUAAUCUUCGUUUUUGUAUAAGAAGCAAGUUAUGUCGUUAGUAUGGACACAAGAUUUCAUAUUAGGCGACUAAAAAAUCAAAUGGUGGCACAUUUUCUAUCACUUAGUUGCAC